CCCGUUUAGAAUUUUUUAAAAUGUGCUGUGUUGGAGUAAUUGAGCUCUUAGUAAGUAAGUAUCAUUUAGUACUCGGUCGGGGAGUUGAAGUGAAAAUUGGUAACAAAUUUUGCAAUUAUGAAGAAGAUAUACUCAUAAUGUUUGUGACUGUGGAUUCAUUCACCCACAAUUUAUCUUUCUCAAUACAGUUCAUUCCUGGUAGUGUUGGUGGCUUUUUAAGAAUGGCUUAGAUUUGGUAAAUAUAGCUGCUUAUGUAUGGUCUUAAUUUUAUAGUGCACUAUGUCAUCAUAUUUUAUUGAGUUAUAUGUCCGUUCCAUCUUGGCUUACAAUUGGUGAAAGGAAGAAAAAAUGGCAGAAGCAAACAGCAGAGAGUCCCAAAGAAGAAGAAGAAGAAGAAUCCUUCAACAAGGAUCUGACCGUCUUGCCUUCAUUAAGGGUCACAUCCAAACCCUCCCUUCUCCCGAUAAUUUGCCUCACGCAGAAGAAGAAAACUCGAAUUCCGUUUUGCAGAAUCACGUUGCUUCUGAUAGAAGCAUAACCCAAACACCAACUGAAAUUGAACCUAGUUCUGAAAUUCAACGCGGUGAGAAUGAGAUUUCAACUUUCCCAAGCUCUGAAAUUGAAGCUGAAAGUGUAAAUGUACAACCACAAUCACUAUCACAACCACCAACACUUCCAGAUUCAUAUAAUGAAAUUUCCCGGCAACAACCGCGUGCCGAGGAGCCUAGAAGUUUCAAUUUCAUAAUCCCGAGCGACGUGAGUAAUGCAAUUGAUGCUUCGAGGGUUACGCGUCUUUGUUGUUCGAUUAUAGUAGCUCUAUUGGUUGUUGCAUCUUAUCUAGGAUUCUCUUUGAUUAAGAAUGUGAUAAGCUUUAGGCCACUUUACUUGGUUUUGCUAACAAAUUCAACUUUUGUUGUUGCGAAAAUUAUUACUGGAAAACAACGAGGAUCUGAUGAGAGGUCGAGGAGAAGACAGAGCAGUGUUGAUUCUUCUGAUCAAUGGAAUCAACUUGCUAAAACAUUGGAAAUUGGCAUGGUGGUAAAGAGUGUGGUUGAUGCUGUUUUCAUCGAUUGUGCUGUCUAUGCUAUUGUACUCAUAUGCAGCCUUUCGCUUGUGCAUACAUGACAAAAGGGUUUCUUUUGGUUUGAAUUUUGAACCCUUUUACUUUUGUUCAUUUACUUUGAUAUGUGAAUUAUCACUCAACUAGGAUUCGUAACUAUUAGUUUACAUUUUCUUCCACUUUGUGUUAAUUUGAUUAUUUUUUUGCUUCCACUACUCAUUGGCCAUCUUGGCUUACAAUUAUAAUCUUACUGAAUGGAUUCUAGAGAGAAUCCUCUAACCUGAUAAUUUUCUGAUUAACCCUAUCUGGCUUAUAUCUUUAAGUUGUCAUGCCCAAUGAUUCCCGUCCCACGGUAAACU
Messenger RNA from Trifolium pratense (red clover), 1419 nucleotides. RefSeq lists its product as uncharacterized. Bases 349 to 1125 code for a protein of 258 amino acids. NCBI's taxonomy places the organism in Eukaryota, Viridiplantae, Streptophyta, Magnoliopsida, Fabales, Fabaceae. The record is from RefSeq and is a predicted model, not a curated record. The transcript has a single exon.